UUACCGAAAGAACCAAGAAUAUUACCAUGUUUAAUUGCAUGUUUACCACAAGUACCGUUGUGUGGUUAAUACCUUGCUAUUUGGCGUUUGAACACCUGCUGUUUUGUUGCCAAAAAGGCUAAAACCUCUUCUUAUUUUUUCAUACUUUGCUACUGGCAACAAAAAAGGUCCCAUUUUUUGGAACGAGGUUGUUUAUUUCGGACGUCUAUUGUACAGAAAUUAAUACUCCAUCCUGAAAUCAGAACGGGGGUGGGUGCUGAAACAACGGAAUAUAAAUCGGAAGGAGAGAGAAAAAAACUCACGAGAGAAUAAAUCUAAAAUAAUAUAAUCCAGGCUACUGGAGGAAUUUAUUAAAAACAAAAAAAAGGAUUUCAAACGUUUUAUUCUUCGUUUUAGUUUCAGCCAAUUUUAGCCGGCAAGAGACGCCGCGCAGGCGAGAGGGUCGGGGCGUGACGUCACUUCCGCUCGGGCCCAACUCCCGGCGAGCACCGCGCGCGGAGCUUCUUUUUUCCUCGUCGCCAUUUCCUCUUCGCCUUCUCCCGCCGUGCGGUGUCUGUCACCUCCUCAUACUCCUCCGCCUCGUUUGUAUCUCUCCCCCACCGCUCUCUCCCUCUCCUUUAGUUCGUCUAAUCGUCCUAGUCACCGUCUCACGCCUGCCGUGGUGUCUGUGCGGUGUGUGUGCGUGUGCGCGCGCGCGAGUUUGGUGCUGUGUGGAGCGCUUGUUGGUGUCGUCUUGAGUUCACGCCGUCGCAGCAUCGCCAUGUUCCGUCCUCGCGGGAACUCGAGCUUGCAGCAGCAGCAACAACAACAACAAUACCGCGCGUCUACUCCCUCUCCUCACCACGGCGGCUUCGGGCCCACUCAAGGCGGCCAGCAGAGCACCGCGACCAGUCCCCGAGGAGCCAUGCGCUUCGUCUCGGCGACGUCGCCGCAGACGGUCGGGUUUCAGCAGCAACAGCAGCUGAUGAUGAUGCUGUACCAACAGCAGCAGCAGUUCAGUCCGCAGCAGCAGCAGUUCAGUCCGCAGCAGCAGCAGUUCAAGCAGCAGUGCUUCCAAACGCCGUCGCCGCGGUUCAGCCCAUACGGACAGCAGCGGAGUCCUCGCGGUGCCCCGUGGCGCGGGGAGACGCCGAGGGGCCGAGCCUCCUGGCAACAGGGAUCACCAAGGAUGCCAGGCUCCCGCUCUCCGUGGCACGGCCGUGCGGACAGGGAGGCUAGUGUGGAUUGCUAUUACAAGAGCAGCAUGGUGCAGGACCCCUGGAGGGGCCUAGUGCCCGUGUCUGUAUCCGACGUGGAGGGCGGCAGGGACCGGGAGGUCAGUGGUAGGCACGCAGGACGCUAUUUUGGCCGGCUCACGGCCUAAAUUCGCUUCCGGGUACUGCAACCGUUCGUGCCCGCUAGAACAUUUGUCCUGGCGUGCCGCAGCCACAAGAGCGGGCUAUGUCGCCUUCCGAUGCAGCAGCAGCAGCACAUUCAGCAGCUGUUUGAUCAGCAUCACUCGUAAGGCGUAUUUUAUCGCUGAAAAAGUUUUUGUUUUCCCAAACAAAACGAGCUGUCCAUUUCUACAACACGAAGAAAUGUUCUUUGUAUCUGUUAUAAUCUCAGCAAACGUUUUACUACUACUACAGCUGCACGCAUUAAAAUGCAGUCACAAUGUAUUGACAUUUGUAAGAGUGGUUACAAAUCUCGUGUUUAAUACCAGAUAGCCCAUAGUUUACUUACGGCAGAUAUCCGCUUGGGAGUUGGGCCGUGAAGUUACAUCACACAAUAAACAAAUUGGUUAAUAUUUAACAUCACCUGAUCCAACUAAAAAUUGCGUAUGUUAACCAUCUGUGCACAAUGUUGGCUAAAAGGGGAAAUUCAACACUUCAAGACAACUUUUCUCAACAGAAACGUCCAUCUGCUGUAAAUUAUUACGGGAAAUAAUUUCAAACAGGAGGUACAUUUUGUGCAGUGUUCACCUCGGCAUGGUAUGUUUGAUUUUAUAAGCUAGCUAGGGUAUAUUUUGCUAAAAAAAUAGUUACUGCAUUACUUGAGCAUUUACCCCCAUGUAUUCAUGAGCUGUGUUAAUUGCAUGCAUUAGAUGUCUGACGCCAACACCAGCAACAUAAUUUUUGGUUUUAAUUAUGGGUUUGGUUUUUAAAGAGCUUAUGGUAAAUACAUGAAGCUAUUUCAUACAUUUAGUUCAACAUUGAGUUUUUUCCCCCCAAUAGGUGGUGUAUUUAUGUAUAUCAUGAAACAAGGGCAGUUGAUGACAUUGAUUAGUUGACAUUUUUGAAUGUAACUCCUGUAAUACAAAACAUUUUGUAGUUUUCUACCAUCACUUUCCUGUAUAAACAGUAGUAUUUAUUUUGACGAGAAGGCAGCUUUGCCAAUUGUUUUGUAAAUGUUACUGCUCAACAAAGAUAAAUAAGGGUUUUUGUAAUAAAGAUAAGUUUGUGUGUAUCAUUUAAAAUA
Petromyzon marinus (sea lamprey) is the source of this 2457-nucleotide messenger RNA. The record is from RefSeq and is a predicted model, not a curated record. NCBI's taxonomy places the organism in Eukaryota, Metazoa, Chordata, Hyperoartia, Petromyzontiformes, Petromyzontidae.